Messenger RNA from Hibiscus syriacus, 477 nucleotides. RefSeq lists its product as uncharacterized. NCBI's taxonomy places the organism in Eukaryota, Viridiplantae, Streptophyta, Magnoliopsida, Malvales, Malvaceae. The record is from RefSeq and is a predicted model, not a curated record. Bases 40 to 423 code for a protein of 127 amino acids. The transcript is spliced from 2 exons.
AGCGGAAAAGGAGCAAAAAUUCCUUUGAAAAUGGUAUAAAUGUCAUUGGGCCUAUCUUUCUCAGGAUUGCUCCAUUUUAUGCUCGAUUAUUUCGUGGAAAGUGUUAUUUUGGUCCUUUCACAUUUGAUAGCUUCCGAUGUGCUUGAAACCCGGAGUUUCGAUUCUCUAAAGCUUCUUCGAGAAGUUCGAUCUCAGAUGGAAUUAGGUUCAGAAUUGAAGAAUUUUAAGGCAGCAAGCGGUAGAAGUGAACAUGCAAGAACAAGCAAUCAGUCAAGCGUAAAGAUUGAUGUCUCGGUAGAAUCUAUCUUGAAACAAGAACACUUGUUCUCUGGAAGCGCCUAUUCAAGUCCAAAACAGGCACUGAAUCAAUCUGGGUCGAUAAUAAGUCAUCCAAGAAAAAGGGUUAGCAGCAAAUAUUGUUAGGGUAAGCUGGUUUUGCAGGCUCCUGAAGCUGAAGACCUAAAUGCAAGAUUGAGG